GAACAAUAAGAAGAAGAUGAAGAAGAAGAAGAAGAAGAAGAAGAAGAAGAAGAAGAAGAAGAAGAAGAAGAAGAAUCCCAUCUUCUGUUUCCUGUCAUUAUCAUCAUUCCAUCUUCCUUCCUUCCAAUCCAAAAUAUCUUACCAGACCUCGAAUUCGCCGGAAUUAAUGGCUCCUCACAUCCAAAUCGCAUUUUUCUCCAUAGCCCUUUUCGCUCUUCUUUCUAAUUCCUCUUCUUCACUCACAAAAACCAGUGCCAACACCAUCAACAAAUGGUGCAAUACGACGCCGCAUCCUAAGGUUUGCAUUUUCUUCAUGUCACCCCUCAAAUCUCCACCCCAAAAUCGACUCCAGUUUAGGAAAUUGGCGAUCAAAACCACGUUGGAAGGAGCCGCCAAGGCUCAAAAUUACGUGUCCCGAUUCGGUCCCACCUGUAAAACCACUCGCCAGAGAGCCGCUUGGACCGAUUGCUUCAACCUCUAUAACGAUACCGUUUUUCAAUUAAACCGUACUAUCCAAUGUCUCGACGCUGGUACUCGCCUCCGGCAUUGUACGGAUUUCGAUGCGCAAACUUGGCUCAGUUCUGCUCUCACUAACAUCGAUAUGUGCAGCUCCGGCGCGGCGGAUCUCAAUGUCACGGAUUUUAUUACUCCCAUCAAAUGUCAGAAUGUUUCCAAGAUGAUUAGCAAUUGUUUGGCCAUUAAUGGGAGAUUCUUAGAGGAAGAGACUAAAAGCAGAACAACGGGAACAGAGGAAUAUCAAAAUGGGUUUCCCACAUGGCUUUCCACUGGUGAUCGGAAAUUGUUGCAGUCGGCGAGGGUUAGAGCUCAUUUGGUGGUGGCGAAAGAUGGGUCUGGCAAAUUUAGGACGGUUCAGGCGGCAAUCAACGCCGCCGCGAGAAGGCGUGGGAGAAGCCGCUUUGUAAUUUACAUAAAGCGUGGGGUUUAUAAAGAAAACAUUGAAGUUGGGAAUGAUAAUGCGAAUAUAAUGCUGGUCGGAGAUGGGAUUAGAUUUACCGUGAUUACAAGCGGAAGAAGCGUCGCUGCCGGCUUCACCACCUUCAAUUCUGCAACCGCAGGUAUCCAAGGUCCAGGGUUCAUGGCUCGAGGCAUAAGGUUUGUGAACACAGCCGGACCAAGAAUGGGGCAAGCAGUGGCACUACGGUCAUCAUCGGACCUAUCGGUGUUCCAUCGGUGCAGCUUCGAGGGCUACCAAGACACACUCAUGGUGCUGUCACAGAGACAAUUCUACAAGCAAUGCUACGUAUACGGUACAAUCGACUUCAUUUUUGGGAACGCGGCAGUGGUUCUACAAAACUGCUUGAUUUACGUGCGAAGGCCUUUAAAGGGGCAAGUGAACGUGAUCACCGCGCAGGGCCGAGAGGACCCAUUUCAGAACAGCGGAAUCUCGAUCCACAACUCGCAAAUACGGGCGGCGGCUGAUUUGCAGCCCAUGAUUGGGUCUGUGAAGACGUACUUGGGGCGGCCCUGGAAGAAGUACUCGCGGACCGUCAUCAUGAGAAGCUAUAUUGAUAGCUUGGUGAGCCCAAUGGGUUGGUUGGCGUGGCAAGGUACUAGAUUUGCUCAAGAUACGUUGUAUUAUGGGGAGUAUCGUAACUUUGGGCCCAGAGCCUCCACCCGGCUUCGAGUCAGAUGGCCUGGUUUUCAUGCCAUUACAACCCGAAAUGUGGCCUCUAAGUUCACCGUCCGGAGACUCAUCGCCGGCCAUACUUGGCUUCCGGCCACUGGAGUUCCCUUCAAGCUUGACCUCUGAUCUCCAUUUCUUACAUUUUAUCACUUCCAUCUCAUUUUUAUUUAUGUAAUAAACUAUCUGAUUGCA
This is a messenger RNA of Cucurbita pepo subsp. pepo (vegetable marrow), 1837 nucleotides long. RefSeq names its product putative pectinesterase/pectinesterase inhibitor 33. Lineage: Eukaryota; Viridiplantae; Streptophyta; Magnoliopsida; Cucurbitales; Cucurbitaceae. The record is from RefSeq and is a predicted model, not a curated record. Gene Ontology annotation, biological process: cell wall modification. Gene Ontology annotation, molecular function: pectinesterase activity; enzyme inhibitor activity.